CAGGUAACUUGAUCUUACUCAGUAUCAAGAUAAUGAAAAGUACUAGAGCUGCUUCACUAUAUUUCAGAUAAAGAAUUUUGCCAACAUGGGAAGUUUACAAACAGACAUUGGGGAAAUAGCUCAUCUUUUGAAACAAGAAAGAUUAUUCUUGGAAGCUGAGAGACAGCAAAUUCGAGUGCUUAAUGAAAGGGUUGCAAAAGCAAUAGAACGCACUUACCAGGCAUCUUGGAUAAGGAGUGAGCAACAAAGGAAUUAUGAUGACUUAGUUCUCCGGUUACAUUCAUCGCCACCUGCAUGCUGCCAGAGGGCUAACUUGCUUAAUCAACUUAAAUUUCUUGAUGGCUACAAAGUACUUGGAUUUAAUGAAUCCCUUUAUGGUGACCUUAUUUCUGGAUUGCGUGAGAACCCUAGACUUAUUGCACAAUGUUUAGUUCUUGGAGAGUGCCAGAAUCAGGAAGCCAUGCAGUUGGCUGCCAGAACUGUAUUCUCUUCCAUUUAUGCAAAUUGCCUUCUUCCAGAUGAUGAAACUUAUGUUCUUAACUUAUUGAAACACUUAAUGGAGUUGCAGCUUGCCACUUCAGACAACCCACGACGACUCUUGAGACAUGGCUCAUGUGCAUUCAGUCAGAUUUAUCGUGCAUAUGUGGAUUCACUACCCCAAGCAAAGGUAUUUCUAACAGCUGCUUUGCAUCAGCCAAUAGCACAGUUGCUGAUGGAGGAUGAGUUGUUUUUAGACAUAGACCCCUCCAAAGCUGCAGUGCGUUUCCCACCUGAAGAACGUUUGAGAAGAUUUGGACAGGAAGGUACUCCAGAAUAUCAUGCUGGGCUUGCCAAGUAUAGAGCAUGGACUAUAGCAAAACUUGUUAAGAUUGCUGAGAGGUUUAUAGAAAGCAUAAAAGAAGCAAUGAAUUGUUUCCCAUCAUCACUUCUGUGGCUGGUUAGAGUUCUUUAUGAUGUGCUUCUAACUGCUAAGUGUGUAGAUGUGAGGGAAGUUAGUGCUAUUUGCAUAGAUUUAGUGUUCCCUCGCUUUAUUUGCCCAGCCCUAGUGACCCCUGAACCUCAUGGAAUCUGUGAUGCUCCCAUUUCUCAUAUUUCAAGAUUUAAUCUCAUGCAGGUUGCUCAGAUACUUCAAGUCUUAGCAAUGAGUCGCUGGGAGACCCCAGACCCCAGAUUAUCAGAUCUGUAUGAUCACUUUGACAAAGAGGUGAUAUCAGGGGUUGUAAAUGGUAUAGUAGCUGGUGGGGGAGCAGAGGUGCCUCCACAAGCAAGUGCUUCUUUGAACAGUCCAUUAAGAGAGAUGGUUAGAUCAUCUUGUCUUAUUCCUGAACCUAGGUUACAUUCACUUCUCUCUUUUUUAUUUAUGGUACUAAAUGAAUUACCUGAAGGUGAACUGACAAGAAAGGACCUAGAGUCAUAUAUUGGAAGACUGAAACCAACCCAGUUAACACCUUCAUCAGCUUCUAUAUCUUCAGCAUCUGUUAUAACCACACCUAACAUACCUAAAAAGAGCUUAUUAGGACGUGUUAAAAGUCAGAGAAUACGAUCAUCAAAAAGUCAGUCGGAAGGUACCACUGAUUCUGACGGAUUAGGUUCAUCACAGGAUUUAACCAGUAGUUCUAGUCAGUUGCCAGGACAGAACAGUCUAGAUGAAGUUGACAACACAACAUCUCCACUGGAUUAUGAUACUGUUUUGGUCAUAUCGCUUAAUGUGCCUAGUCCCCCAGAAUGCCCAGGAUUCAUGUCUGAAGAAAAAGUACUCUCUACUAUGCAAUCAACCAAAACGGCCUCAAGAGUUAGAAUGAAUGUAGAGGAUGAUACCGAAGGAAGUGGUGGGGAAGCAACAAUAGAAAAAAGAACAAGAUUUUCUCUAUCUCAUGACGAAGGAUCUAUAGGCAAUACCUCAGAUAAUUUAGAAGCUAUAAGUGAGGCAGCUAGUAAUCACAGUGUUGCGUCUAGUCUUGAUGAUGUCGAACAGGAAGAUCAGCCUGAUAACUUGUCUGACAUGGUCUCAGCAAAUGUGUCUGGACGUGGGACGCCUAAUGUCUCUGGUCGUGAUACUCCAUCCUCUCAAGUAACUGAAGGGGAAGAAGUUGGGUUGAGGGGUGGAGCAGAGCAUCAACAAGCACCACCCAAUAUACCAGUAACAGUGCCUAAGCCUGCCAGGGCUGAUAUUGAAGAAAAAUUUGGUCGUUUUGAGAUAAAGCCACUUAUAAGUGGUGACGAAACUAUAUCACUGGUAUCUGACACUUGGAGUACAGAUGUCCUUGCUAGUGAUUCUGAAACUAUUGAAGCAGCAGAUCGAGCCGACCGUGGAGAUCAGUUUCAUGAGCAACUGUUAAAUCGCCACUUAGCAGAAUUGGAUAGAAUGCAGGGUGAUUAUUUGAGUGGUGAUGCUGCAGGAGAGACCUUUGAAACUGCAUCUGAAGCGUGGAGCACUGAUGUUUUGGCGUCUGACUCUGAACGCAUGACAGAAUUUGACACUGACGAUGCCCAGAGCGUAGCUCGUUCAGAUGACACGGGACGGUCAGAGGUGGAGGUAGAACUUGGUGGCGAUCUACUCAGACCAGAUCCUGUACACCAGCAGGAAGAAAAUGUUACACCUCGAGCUCAGGGAUCAAGAUCUCCAGUAGAUGCUGCUUGUGCAGGUGGUGGUGGCGGCAUAUUGAAGCCAAUGCCUGUAAUCCCAGGAACUAUGGGAAUUGGUGCUAGUAGCAAUACCAUUAGUGGUAUAUUGAAACCCAUACCUGUUAUGCAAAACAGGGUAAGUGGCUCUGCAACUCCACCUAGGGUUGAAUUCCAGCCUAUCCAUUCUUCCGAGGCAGAUUCUUCACUCAUAGACGGAAUAGAUGGAGAAGUUCAGGAAGCAAUGUCACAGCUUGAGCAGGAAAUUGCUUCAGCAACGCAGUCCUUGGGACGACUGAGUUUAAAUCUCUCAACCUUACCCAACAAUGGCAUAGUGUGUGGUGAACAGCACCUCCUUCUGAAUACGUUUAUAAAUAGUGAAGGGGCUCACAGUAAUUCAGGUGCUCCUCUUAUAGAUCUUGGAAGUAGUGGUGAGAGUGGGCAUAUUGAACCAUCAGGUAGUGUUGUGGUUGUUCAUCCUCAGCACAAGUUGAUAUCUAGUGACCGGGGAUCGGGUGAAGACAGUAGUUUACAUUUAAGUACUACUAGUCUUGCUUCUUCCAGCAGUUCAGGUUCUGAUGGUGUGGGAGGAUCAGGAAAAGUGCGAUCCAUAUCUAAUGCAAGCUCUGGACCUACUACAGACUCGAUAGAUACCCCAGAACCAACUCCAGCACUCAAUAUGGCAGCCACUGGAGCUAUACCCAAAAGUAUAAGUUUUGAUAAAACUGCUGAAAGAGGUGAUCGGGAUUCUCUAGAUGGUGAUGCUAAGCAUAAAAGAGGUUUUUUCAAGAAUUUCAAACUCCCAGGCUUCAAAGGAAGACGAAAGCCAGGGAGUCGUUCUGGUGAUGACACGACUUUCAUACGGGUAGGGAUUCCUGGCCAGGAUACAAAUGUGAGGAGAUCUCUUUCAGAAGAUAGCCGUCCUCCGACCAUUGAAGAAACAAGUGAUGACAUCAUUGCAAAGUACCGUAAUAAAAAGCCAGAGAUUGAUGCCUCAGAGACUGAUACAGCCAUCACAGCAGAGCACCUAACCCUUAAUGAAAUACCAAAGACCGAAGAAGACGAAAGAUUAUAUAUUGAUCCUAACAAUAUUGAAGCUAGCUAUGCCUUCACUGAUGCAAAGCGCAAGUUGAGACUUGUGUUGAGCAUCGCCGAUUUUUCCAUGUCGCCUUAUCUCUCAGAAUUUGGAAGUCCCUUUGGAACAGACAAUACAAGCCUAGAAACUGAUGUGUUAACUUGGUUAAGAUGUCAUCUGGCUGAAGCAACCAACCUACAUGAUCGUUCUUUAGUUACACAGUUGCAUGAAACUAUACGAUGUGUGCAACUUUUUGAUGCUCAGGGCAGAGAACAACUAGUUAGAAGUCUCAUAGAUGACUACCGUAGUAGAUCACCUUAUGUGGCUUAUCUUGUUCGCAGUCGUCAAGGGUUACUAACAACUAUUGCACACCUAGAGAAGUUGUUAGCACGAAUAAAUGCAGAUACAGAAGUUAUAAUAUCAUCCAUAGUUGGAGUAUGUUUACGGAUGUUUUUAGAAAGAAGAGAGGAAAUUAUAAGCCAAUUCACCCAUAAGUUUGCAUUGAUCACAGAUCCAGAUGAAAAAGUCCAGUUAGUGGAGAACCUUUUGGGUCAACUUUAUUCUGAAUUGGAACGUGAUCCUAUGUGGAUAAGUAGUACAAAUGAGCAGCUUGAAGCAGCCCAGUUAGCUCUGGAGAGGGUUAUUAUGUCACACAUCUACAUACAUGCCUUGUACCCAAAUGGAGAUGGUGAUGUUUCAAGAGACCAGGUUCUUCAUGAACACAUGAAGAAACUGUCUGCUGUGGUCACACCAGCGCAUAAAGAUCUUAGAAUACCAAAGCUGUACCAGUAUGAAUGCCCCUGGCCUAGUGCACAGGCUGAAAUAGUCUGCAUCAAUGCAUAUAAGACAGCUAGAGAUAAAUUGCAGUGUGUGGUUCGGGCAUCGCAGACUAUCAUGAAUUUACUACGUCUGGCACAUGAUCACUCAGUUCCAGCAGCAGAUGACUUCAUACCUGUGUUAGUGUAUGUGCUUAUUAUGGCUAACCCACCUGCUCUCCUGUCCACGGUACAGUAUGUCAACCUCUUCUAUGAGCAACGCCUUAAAGGAGAGGAUCAGUAUUGGUGGACGCAGUUUUGCUCAGCCAUUGAGUUUAUCAAGACUAUGGAUUACAUGCCUUGAUAAACAACAUUUGCAUAAAGGAAAAGAGAAGGGUCUUAUUGUUGCGUAAUAAUGUGCCAUUAUGCGAACCUACAGGGCCUGCUUUAAUCUGUGAAAAGCAGAUUUCUAGAAAAUUUUAAUUUAUUUAAUUUUUCCUAACUGUAUCUGAGUUGUGUUGAAGCUUUUCUUUGUAGAAGCUUUCUUUUAUAAAAAUUACCAAAGAAAUGAAGCACAAAGUUCAAUAUUUUUUCUUUCUGUUUUACUUUUUGUUUCUUGUAUUGCUUUUUAUUUUGUCUUAUUUUUGGAAGAUUGUCUAUGUCUUCCAGGUGUUACAAAAGUGAUUAGCAUAAUCAUAGUGUGAAGGGAUAUGUCCUUUGUUGCAAACUUAUGAAGUGCAUAUAUAUUGUUAUAAAUUGUUAAGAAAAAAUCCAGAAUGUAAAUUGUGUGUACUUUGACGCAGUAUUUUUGCAGGUAUUUUGAGACAUUUGUAAUUGCAUUUACUAUGUUAAGCACUGGAUAUUCUGAUUACUACCUAGUUCAUUAGCAACUCACAUUUUGAGAAAUUCAGUGAGCUUCAUCAUGGGAAGAGUUCUAAUGUCCUAACUUUUUUUAAAAUAAAUUUAUGCAUACAAAGAACUAAAUAUUUCAUAACAGUACAUGGGAAUUAUUGGCAUGAAUGAUGAUUUGUUUUAUCGUUAAGCUUUGAUGAAACUGAUGGAAAAUAUUUGAUAUGAUAUGCAAUAAGGGAUUAAGAAUCCUGUUAACACAUUUAUAUAGUGUAGUUUGUUGAUAUUAUCCUAAGUGUCCGUUUAACCACAGUACGAUAGUAUUCAUUAUAAUUUAAAAUGGUCUUUGAUAUAUAUAUAUAUAAAGCUGUAUAUGAUAUAUUUACAUUUAUCUCCUAGCUGAUGCAUGGCUUUUAUUUACUUGACAUCUUAGGGAUCUAUUUGAUAAGAAAGUGCAUUAUUUUCUAUGGAAUAUUGAUAGAAAAUUCAAUAAAGAUCCUUUUUUCAUAUGCCCUUAGAGUUUUAUAUAAUAUAACAAAAAUAUGAAUUGAAGUCUGUUUUAAUUGCAUUUCAGAGGCAGUUGGCCUUGUCUCAGAUUAUUGUAUUGAUGAACUUUUUGCCAUUUAUAACAAGGACAGUAUAUGGAAUGAAACAUAACGCUGGCAAUUCUCUUACAAGAGUUGAAAUAGUUUGAGAUGGUUAUAAUGAUGAAAUUGCACUGGCACUAUAGCUGCAAAUGACUAAUGCAUGAAACAAUGUCUUUCAUGAAAAUUUAAUGCUCCCAAAGGUUUCAUUCUGCAUAUCUAUCCUUGAACAGAGGCAAAUUUGCUGCAUUAGCAAAGUUUCUUUCAGCUAUUUCUAAUGAUCUUCCAAAGAAAAUUUUCAGUCCCAUCUUUUCUUCUUUAUUUACUGUGAAAUCAUCCAUAUCAAACCAAAAACAUUUACUUUUUUACACCUCAGUAUAAUAAAGUAUAUUUAUAUUAUUAUGUAGAGAUUACUUUAGACAUAUAGAUACUGGUAGUAAGGUAAGUGAGGUCUUACUUUCUGGAGUUAGGUAUUUCAUUUUCAUUUUGGUGUUACAGUUUCACUGCAUGCAAUUGGCUGUGAAUUGAGUUUAUCUGUGAUGUUGUGGAAUUUUGUGUUUUAUCAGGUAAAAUUUACUUUGGAUUCCCUAAUUCAUGCAACUUGUGAUACAACAUUUGAUCACUUGGUAUUGCACUCACUGUUUUACCUGAAGUAUGCAUGUUGUAAGACUACAAUUUGUUAACGUGUUUCUUGCUAUUUCAAAGUAACUGAUCAGAUAUUCUGAAAUAUAACUUAAACAGCAAUAUAUCUUUUUUUUCUGCUAAAUUAGAAAACUGCUCAAAUGCCAGGCUGUUUCUUUAUUGAAAGUUGAAUAAUCAUUACAUGGUUCAAUGCCUUCAUUUUUCUAUACUACUACAGUUAAAGGUACGUACAGUCUAAAGCAAGAUACAGCAUGUUCUGUGGCAUGAUGCCUGGUGCAUUGUCUUUGAACUCAAGAGUGUGAAAUUGCUCAAAAAUUAUAUAUAGACAUUUUCACUCGCCAAAUGUUGGUAGUCAUUCCAAGAUUCACAUUGCUUCCUCACUGAAACCAGUAAUUCAUAUGUGAUAGAUUUGAAAAAGAAAUUAUUUUGUUAUUGGUAUGUAAUCUUUAUGAAAAGAUUAAUAACAAUUGAUAACUGUAAAUUACAUAAGUAAAACAGUAUAUUUUUUACUCCUCAGAAAAUAUUUUUGUGAUCUGAUAUGCCCUCCUGAUAAGUAAGACCUCAUUGCAAUAAAUAAUUCAAAAUGUAAAGCAAAAGAAAAAAAAUUGUAAGAUUACCAAAUAUUACUUUUUGAGAUGGGGGAUGGAAUUGAAACUAUAGAUAUAUGCAUUACAGCUGAAUGUUGAAUUUGCUCAGUUUCACGUCAAGAAAACCAAGAUAUACCUCUUAACAUAGUUUUUUCCUUGUCAUUUUCGUUACAUAAUCAAGGGUGAAUUGACAGCGUAUUGUCGUACAUCAUUCUUCAUACUUUGUCUUAGCAUUUCUUCUUCCUGUUGUGUACAGACAAGAAUCUAGCUUGUGGUUCUUACUGGUAUUUUUCAGCAGUUCAUACCACUUAAUUGGCUGUUUCUCAAUAGAGUAAAUUUUAUCCAAAACAGCACAUUGCUCAUGUUGAUAUUGUAUUUAAUAGAUUUGUAAGGAGAACGAUGCAUUGAUGUUAUGAUAUGCUAGAUAUGUGCAUCACUUUAUGCUGUAGUGCAUGUUCAUCAUGACUUGAAACUGUUGAACAGUGUGAUCAAUAUGUUUUCACUGUUGCCCUCCUUUUUUUAUGAUAUGGCAUUUGUGUCUCCUCUUACAAAAGCCAUUCUGUGUUAUUUGGCUUUAGGAAACUGUGAACCCUCUUUCAUUAUAAAUAUGUCAAGAUAUGAUAUUGGCUUUGGUUUCUUGGACUCAUAAUUACUUUGUGCAAAUGGUGAUACAAGUAAAAGGGAGCAUAAGAAUGAAAACUUGAUUGAUCUUUGAGCAUUUUUUGUUCAUUAUAGAUAACAGUUUUUGCUCAGUUUUUGUAAAUAUCACAGCAAAUAACUGAUACUCUACUUUUUAUUCAUUGUACUUUUAUCCAUUGUUUGCUUACAUUCAUUCGUUUAAUUUUAGUCUAUUUAUUCUUCUACAGUUGGCAAAUAUGAUGAACCCCUGCCCUUACAGAUUGGUCAUUCAAAAAAUUCUCUGUCAUUGAACUUUUCAUUAAUUUUUAAACUUAACGAAGGUGUUUUAAGAAGUAUUGGCUCUUUUUAUUUAUCAGGUAAAUGUCUACUGGAGUUUAAAAUAUAGUAGUUCUGUGUAGCAUAAAAAGAGGUAUGGAGAGAGAAGGGCUGUAUGAUCCGAGAGAAUUUAGAUCUGUCCACAUAAUGGCAGACCUCAUAUUUCACUUGUGCUAUACUGCCUGGAGCAGUUCAAUGUUAGCUGAGAAUAGAGUCAUCAUCAGAUGAAAGUCAUAGUAAAUAUUUAAUUUAGGUGAGUUUAACUAAAAUGAACCCUUGCACUUAUGGCUCGGUACAUGGGCCAUUUUGUAGCAAACAUUGAUUAUUGCUCUGUUAUUAGCAGUAUAUGCAGAGAAUAGAUAUGACAUUUGAAUAUUUUAAUCGCAUACACUAGCUUCUUGAAAACAGACCAAAUUUUUUUGUUUGUUGGGCUAGUAUGGUACCAGUUUUUUUAGUGCAUUUUACUUUUUGUGAACCCUAGUUACUAUUCGGGUAGAUUUAUUUUUCCUUAUUUAUUUUGACAUGCAGCUUUUUUUCAUUCAGGUUUUUGGCAAUUACUGAAGCUGAUUCUGAGGCUGUUGCAAUAAUUUCUUCCACCUUGUAUGUAAAGAUGUAAAGGCCAUUAUGGCAGAGUGAUAAGCAUUGCUGUUAGGGGCAAGUAAAGAUGGUAAGAAACUCCCAAGGUGGCUGAGAUGACCAAGUGUGACCUUGAGGAGACAACCUUCCGUGGUGGUGUUCAGUUUAGAGCAGUUUUCCAUGGGAUCACUAGGUCAGGAAAACAGUACACUGCCACAGAACCUGAGAUAUGGAUGUUCAAGGCACAGUUGACAAGUACAAAUGACCGACAUUGUAGAUGUCAUAAGGACAUUAAAUACUUCACCCAGGUACAAUCUUACAAUUGGCUCAACAAUGUAAAUGGAUUCAGUGACAGGGACAUUGUAACCUGGGGGACAAAAAGAACACUGAUGUAACAGUGUUGUUUGCGAACCUUACUUGUUUUAUUACAAGCAUCAUUGACGUACCUUGCAUAAUCUCAGUGCACUGUUAGAAGAAGACUCAAUAUCCAUGAAAUAGCAGUUUUUCUUGUGGAUAUGAGUUGUAGUCACCAUUAUAUAUUAUAUCAUAUAGGAUAUAUGUAAUGGUGACUGCAAUUCAUAUCCACAAGAAAAACUGCUAUUUCAUCUAUAUGUAACAGAUUAUUCACUACUAACAGGUACAACCAAUUGCUGUUAUAACAUCACACAAAACUUACCUCACAGGAACCACAUUGGAUGAAAGAAGUAGUCAUAUACUCAUCACUUCCUACAGUGACAGCUAUAAUUAUCAUUAACAGCCUGUAAGCAAGUUUGAGUUACGUACUUGACAGUGUUCUUCAGACAAUGCAAAAAAGCUCAUAGACCAAGCAGGGUGGGAAUAUAUCUGGAUGACAUAUGCCCACUGAGCCUUGAUUAUUUCUGUAUUAAAUACUCUGGGUUGCAGUGAUUAUUCAGUCUGAAAUCCCCCUUUUUUUGGUUCACAUAGAAAAGAAAUUUUAAUAAGAUUGGAAUACUUGUUGAACAAGAAUUGUGUCAACCAGAACCAUAUACGUAUUACCAUUACUUUGUUCAGCAAGACAGAAACUAGUUCUUAUAUAAUCAUGAGUACCUAGUGUUGUUAGCCCUUAGGGAUCUGCUUCCAUGAACACACAGCAAAAGUCAUACCAAGGCUAUAUAUCCAGGUAAAGGUUUUCCUUGUAGAGAACACAAAUGCUGAAUUGCAUUAUGUGGAGAGUUGCAAGAUGAUUGUUCAUGAAUAUGAAGCAGCUGUGUUUGCAGCUAUUAAUGUACAUAUCAGGAAGAAAGUAUUGUAAUUUGUAUCUGAGUCAUUGCUUCUGGAACAACUCCAUUGGAAGAGGUUUAGCCUUUUGUAUAUCUCAGGAAGUUCACAGAAACAUAGCAUUUGUCUGAUGUGAAGUCUUGGGAGUAUAUACCUAAUUAACGUACAGGCUAUUACAGCAUGCUCAUUGAAAUGAAGCCAACAUUGGAGACAAAACCAGAUGAAGAUGAUUUGUCUACUGAAUUCUCUAACAUCCAAAUGGAAAUGUACACCACAUCCAAUAUGAGUCUUAAAAAUGAUUAGUCCAUAUGAUUCAUUAGUAUACUUGGUAAACAAGUCUUCAUUCUUAAUGCUAUUUGGCAUAUAAUCUUAAAAAGUGUUUUAAGAUGAUAUGCCUGAUUGAUUCUUCAGAAUCUUGUUAUUAAAACUGACAGAAAGAGGAAGGGACACUUCUUUUAGCACAUUUAGGAAAUUUGAUAUUAGCAGAGGUUAGAGAUCAUAUUUCAGCUUAAUUUUGCCACCAAACAAAUUCUGCUAGAGUUGCAGAAAUAAGUUUCUUAUUUUAUGAAACCAAAUGGUAGAUCAUGAGUAUAUUUAUCCAUUGGGUUUAUGUAAGGUCAGCUUGCUUUUCAGAAUAUGGAAUUUCUAUUUUAACCAUUCUGUAUUAAUUUUUGAACACUUAACCUGAUGUUGGAUCAGUUAAUCUUUGAUAAGGUGAGUUACCUUGGAAAACUAUGCAAACCCUAGAAACCUAAAAGUGAUGUAGGGCUAACAGCAUGAAGAAUUAAUUCCUGUGAAAGAAGUGCUUCCUUACGGAACAUAUGAGACAUGGUACAUUAGGCAUGAAGUGUCUCUUUGUAGAUUCUUCACCAUUAGGAUCCAUGUGGUGAACAUUUAUUGGAAACAACCAACACUGACCUGCAUGAGUAACUGGUAAACAAACUCCAUGUUGUGAUCAUUACCUUGCAAUUCUCUCCUUAGCAAGAUUUGGCUAUCCAGGGUAUUUUAAGGACUGUAUACUGCUUCAGUAUACUUGUGUUUUGUAUUACCAAAUGGUGAAGACAUGGACUAAUGUUUGUAGAUUAUCAGCAUUCCAAAUGAGUAACUGGAAUUUUGGAUUUACAACCUCUGUUAUACCAAUGUCUAUUCAAGGUUGUUUUUUUACUUUUUCAGGGAAUGCAUGACAAAUAGCUGUCUUAGUAACCAUCAUAAAUAUAAUAAUCAAACUAUUAAACCACUUGUGAUGUGGCAGUAAUGUGUAUAGGGUUAAAAGUAUGUUUCACUUCAUGAUGCCCUUUAUCUGUGUUGGAAAGUUGUUAAAAAUACACCAAGAGAAGCAGUUGUAGAAAUAUUAAUGUACCAACAUGUCUAUCAUAUUUUUCCCAUUUUUACAAUUGUCCUUUUAUCUUAAUGGGAAAGUUAUUCAGCUUCAUCCUUGUCAAACCAUAAAUUUAGCCUGUCAACAUUCUAAGUACGGUAUUUGUAAAUAAUUGUGUUCAAUGUGUUUUUAGAACAGUUUAUUGUAAGUGGUUAUGAUGAAGAAAAGGGCUCUGUAAUUUAAGAGUAACUGAGAAAUGGGAGUAACAUCAUCCAACCCCCUUUGCUUAGUCUAAGACUAUCAUGCAAAGGCAAAACCAACCGUGAAUUUAUCUUGGUAGAUUAAACUACCAAUACUUUGUAUUGGUAAUAAUCUUGAUAACUGUAAUUUUGUUUUUGUACAAGUAACUUACCCAGCAGAUAUAUACUUAGCUAUAGACUCGGUCGUCCAUAGCUAAGUAUAUAUCUGCCAGGUAAGUAUGUACAAAACUUUAUUGUAUCUUAACAAUAUCAUUUUUGAAUAUUUAUUUUGAAUAUUUGAUUAAUAAUCCCAAACAUUUUACUCAUACAGUAAACUACUUUUUCACCAUAAUAUUUUUUUAUGUGAAAAUAUGUAAACUAGAUAUGAAACCAUAAAAACCAGUGCAUAUGUAAACACAAAAAUAGUUAGAUUAAAAAAUGGUGGGUUAACUUGGAAGGAUAUCAUCAUUCUUUAGUAAUUUAAUCAAUUUCCUCUUGUUAUUUGAGGUUUGGCAAAUAUACUACUGUUAACAUAAUUGAAAUUUUAAGAAUUGCAGCUUUUUUCCACUUCUUAGUAGAUUUUGUUUCUUUCCUUAAGGAAAGUUUGUUUUUCACAAAAUCUUUCCUCUUAAACCAUGGUCAUAUUUCCUGUUUUCUUCUAAUUGUUACAUAAAAACAGGAAACUUUGGGUACAACAACAAUUUUAAUGUUACUUUGAAGUAGUACUAUCCAUAUCUAAAUAUUUUUUCAAGAAGUAUUUAGUGCCUUAGGCAUUUUGAUAUAAAAAAAAUUUCAUUACUACAGUUUACCAGUACUGUACUAUUCUUCAAUAUAUUGGAGAUAGUAUUUAUUGUAUAUUCUUGUAAUGUUUCACAGUAUUUUACUUUAAACUCUUAUGUUUUUAUGCUUCAUUUGUUUCAUUUUGCUAUUCAUUCAUCAAGUUGAUUGAAUGCUACACAGUCUGCUUUGUCUCAGAUUUCUGGGAGACAGUAGGUUAUGUUUCUUCAAAGUAUGACACUCCUCUAAAAAGUUAAGCAUGCCGUAAUUUAUUAACUGAUGGGCAGAUAGCAUGGGUCAGGACAUAAGAUAAUUAGGAUUUUGGGCGAGUGUCUGAUGAAUUUCAUCAAUCAGUGAGUUUCUACAUAAACAUCAGAGCUUUUUAUAUAUAAUUUGGAAUAUCUCACUUACUAUACUCCAAAUUAGUGUGGUUAGUAGCCAUAGAGUAAUCUAAUGGAGACUUUUCCUUGAAAAGUUAGUUUGAAUGUCAUUAUUACCAUUGGUCUUUGGAUUUUUUAGCGUUUUGAAGGACUAAUCAAGACAAGUGAUGCAGUAGUUAGAAGAUAGAUGAGACAUCUUUUGUGGGAGCCUCUGUUCCAUCUGUUCCUUCUGCUGAAAGCUUUGACAUACUGACUUGUUUUGGAUUGUAGCUGUUAUGUAUUUAGUGUUUUUCUCAUAACCUUUUCUGUUUUCACUGUUUGUAACAUUGAUACAGCAGUGGUAUACUUGAGUUUCUUGUUAUGGCAUGAUCAUGAUUCCUUCAGGAAGGUUAUGGGUAGCCAUCAUUUCUCAGUCAGGUAAAGCCAAGUGCCUUUUAAGAUAGAUGGAUGAAGAUGAAACCAUUGAUAUAGUACUGUACUGGGAUAUUGAACAAGCUGAAUGAAUUUGACAGGUGAAUCUAGAAGGCAUUUUUUCAUCAGCCACAGACUCAUCAUCAACAACUAGAAUGAGCAAAAAUAAUCCACAGAAGAACCAGUUGAUAAUCAGUGGUUUCUGAAGAAACCUGCCAACUUUAGGUUAAAAGAGCUUAGGCACCUUUUAAGUACCAUGCUGCUGUUACUGUAUUUAGGCUUUUAGGGUAAAGCUUUUUUACAGAUGAUAUCCAUUAAGAAUGGAGUAUUGUGAUCUCCAUCAACAGGUUUUAAGAAGCAUGUAGUAGUUCGUGGAAUAGAAGCUACCCCUAAAAAUCCAUAAGAAGCAUAAUGCAAAUAAUGAUACUAAGACUGUAUAAUAAAGUGGUGCAGUUCUAUACAGUGACUGGCUCUAAUUCCUCAGAAGAUAUAAGGAAGCUGAGACCAAGACUUACAUGUCAACCCAAAUAAUCAGUUCAUUGAAUUGUUACCUCACUUUAAGGAGAGUAAUAAAUAACCACAGAUGUUUGUAAUAUUCAGUAACUGUAAGUGUUAUAGAAUUCCUUGAAAACUUGUCCUCAGAUUCAGUCAGCAAAGAAAGUCAAAUUUUGAGAACAAAUUGGUAAAUAUUUCACAAUAGUAAUCACGUGCAGUUUAUGCUAGUGCAAAUAAGGAAGGUAUAAAUGUUGAAACAUGCUGGAUCUUUGCUUAUUGGGACAUUAAAUGAAAGAUUCUAAUAAGGUCUCCAAAGCUUCAUCUGUUAUGACCAGAUCACCUAUAGAAAUUGUUUUUAGUGAUAAACAUAUCUGAGACCCAUCAUUGUCAUGUAAAAGACUUUGUGAAAUAGAUAUGGUAAUAAGACUAUCAAAUCCAUUGUUGGAUUGUGACAUUUUUCUUACCCAGAAGUGUCUCAUGGUAGCAAUGUUAUCUUGUCUUGGAAUGGUCUCACUUGUUUGACCAACAGAUAUUUGGUGAAAAGCUCUUGUCAUCCAACCCUGUAUUCAUAAAUUACAGUUCAAGACUAACCAUUAACUAUAAUAUAUGUGAAUAUAUAGACUUCACCCAAUACCCAGUCAAGUUUUACAAAUAAAUUAGGUAAAUAUUUUCAAAAACUUCAGCAAUUGUUUCUCAGCAGAAAAAUGUGCAGUAGAUCAGCCAUUUAAAAUUGUUGAAGGUAUAUCUUUUUAGAAAUUUGUGAAUUUCAGCAACUCAGAAGCACUAAGGAAACUGUUCAGAAUUAUAAAAGGAAAAAUAUCCUUGCCCAGCAGAUAAAAUUUUUACUUCAUAAAUUAUGCAAAGAUGAUAAAAAUGUAUAGAAAUAUGAUGGAUCCCUGGCCAUGUUGAUAUUGAAGGAAAUGAAAAUUCAAUAAAGCAGCUAGAACUACUAUAAUUUCACACACAUAUUUAAGUUAGUGAUUAUAUGACAUCUAUAAAACCCAUUUAUAAUCGGUAAAUGGCAGGAUAUAUGGAACAAUUAACACAAUAGUCACAAUUUAAAACACAUUGCACCUAGUGGUGGAAUAUGAAUUCAAUCAUAGCAAAAGGACAGAUACACACAAGUAACUUUGACACAGCUUUAGAAUUGAUCACUCAUUUAACUCAUGAAUGUUUGAUGAAGAGCCCAAAUGAUCCAGUCACUACAUAUAUGUAUACUUACAGAGUGUAGAAGAACAGUAACACUUAAAUAUUUUUUCUCCUUUUUUUCUUGAGGAAAUUUUGUCAAAAUAUCCAACAUUUUCAAUUAGCCAAGUUAUUAAGUUAUUAAGGACCUGUAAUUUAAUAAAUAAAAGACAAGUCCUUCAGGCCAACCCUGUGAAAGCUAACUAAAUUAGGUCAUUGGUCUGAUUAAACUCCUCUAUUAUAUCUAUUUAUUAGGUUUUGAAGAAGUGAAAUCUAUGAAAUAGAAUAUAUUUAAUAGAAUUUGUACAAGAGAAAAGUUUUUUUUAUUCAUUGAUGUAAUUAAACUACCUUAUGAUUAUAACCCAAGGUUUGACAAGGAUCAUCCAGUACACCAAAAAGGAUGAGGAGAAAGUGACUGUAGCAUAGGACUUGUCAUCUGCAGAAUAUACAGGUGUUUGGAGAAGCAUUUUACUACCCUGUGGUAAUAUUUACUUUCUGAAUUUGGUACACAAUACCCUUUUUAGCAGAUCUAACCCACUUUGUUAUCAGUAAAUGUUCUCCAGAGCUCUAAUAAUAGUUUUGGGUUGUCAACUUCCUUGAUGAUCUUCCUUGUUCGAGCUAUCUGUAUAUCACAUCUAAUUAGAGUUGUAGGUGUUUCUGUUAUUUUUAAAUGUAAUGUCUUUUGCUCAAAUUGUUAAGACAAAUUGAGUUAUUAGCUAUGUUUUGCUGUAUUUUAUCUGUGGAAUAUGACUGCAGUAUCAAGAGGUUUGUUACUUCCCUUUGCCCGCUCAUUCAGCUUAUUCGGCCUUAGCACUGAAUUUUGACACUAACACAAUAAUUGUGCAACCAGCUACUCUCAUCACCUACUACUUUGAUGAGUUUAGUUUAUAUAUGACUCAUUUAUUGUCACUUUAAGUCAGGAGACCAUAGUUCCAAAGUUUUAGAAAAAAAUUGUCUCGCACGAAGAUUUGAAAGGAAUGAGCAAAGUCAUGACCACAAGUGUAAAAGCAUAUCGCAGGAAUCCAGCUCCAGCAGAGUAGUGAUUUCAAAGUAAAUUAUAAUUGUAGCUCAACAGAUCAGAAGUAAAUGUUUAAACUCCUAAAUUUUUUCUUGGCUACUAAGUACGAGGUUUGUAACUUUUGUGAAAAAAUGAAUUUUUAAGAAUUUUUUUUUUCAUUCAUACAAGUUAUAAUAAAGGCUAAGAAGCUUUCUUCAUGUUUCUUGACAGUGAGUUAUCACCAGUCUUUAGGUAGAGUCAAGAAGUAAAAACUUUCAGCUUUUAAGUUAGGGAUGUCCUUAGCAGGCGAGGUCUCCCUCAUCUUCCAACUAUUACCACUCAUUAUGACCAGCACUAGUAGAUUAUUUGCACCCUCUUUGGUGGAAAGUCUAUAGUGUAAGAGAUUUUUAUCAAUGGAGCAAAAGCUGUUAAUUAUUUUCCCUUAUAGAACUGUUGGAAGACUCGGGAAAUUUGUGGUUCAUAUUUAAACGAAAUGGAAAAUGACAGGCUUGUGCAGUAAUUUCUGUUCAGUGUACAGUCCUUUGUAGCUCCUCAUUUUUUUUUUUUAUACAUUAUAUUUUUUUGGGGCGGGGAAGUUUUGGGCUAAGUACCUUUUCUGAAUUAAGUUUUUGCACUGUAUUACAAGGUCUUGUGCCCCAUAUAAGUUUUAGGACAAAUCUUCAUACUAUUGUUUUUUUAUAUUUCCUAACUUUCUAAAUGAAUUUAACUGGUGAAAAAUAUUUGGGUUUGUGUUUACUACAAAUUGAACAGGGAUUAAUGUUUCCUUGGGUUGUAGAUUCUUCAUUUAACUCUGUCUAUAUUGUGUCGUAAAUUUUUGUUGUUGUUGUUGAUUCUCCAGGAGCCACUUAAAUAGUAAAUUAGUCAUAAGCAGAGAUUGGAACUUGGCUGUAUUUUUGCAUAAUAAUUUAUUGCUAAGAAGGAUAAAUUUUUUGGGCAAAUUUUUAUAUUAGUGUGCCAGUCAUAAAGGCUUCGUUUGGAAAGAUUUGUACAGUACUAUUAACAGAAAAACCAAAUGGGAUAUUGAUUAGUUGUAAGGCAUUGAUAUUGCUCAAAAAAUAAUUUUUUUUGCUGUAUAGGAUUCCAUCUACAGAGGGACCUCAUGUUGCAUGGUACUGCAGUUGAGUGCCAGUUCUUUGAAUUUCAGGAAUUGAGUCUCAUAGUUUUUCUAUUUGAAAUUUCUGAAUUAGCAAAUUUCAGCUUUUGACAUUUGCAUAUAGAAUCAAGUUGUAUUUUUCCUGGGUUAAGAUAGUUCUGAGGGAGUGUUUAAAAUAGUUUGGUGUAAGGCAGAUUUCAUUGAGUUGAUCUUACUAGGCAUUUUUAUAAGUUUGAUUUGAUUAAUAAGUGAUUGAUGCUAUACAUAUUAGAAUAGUAUUUUGAUGAUAUAUUAGGAUAGUAUGUAGUUUUAUGGUAUUGUAAAUCUGCAUUGGCAUCCACAUGUUCCUUUGAUUUUAGCUUUAAUUUAGUUUGCUAGAUUACACUAUUGGAUAGAAGUUAGAUUGCACAGGGAACUGGAUUUAGUGAAUAACUUCUUGUUGGAGCUUUAAGUGCAAAAUGCCUCUACUGUAUUUUUUUAUGAUUUCAGUACACUUAUGGUGAUUAUAUUGAAAUUGGUGAAAAGAUUGGAUUAUGCAUUAGAGUACAUUUAACUAUUUUUUUUUUCAUUUUUUCUCUCUUAAAAUAGUCAAUUCAUAAAAAUGUAUCAAUAAUAUAAUUAACUGUUUACACCAGAGAUAGCAUAGCUUGCAGGAGUGGGAGGAAAAUAAAUGUACUUAUAAAUUUAUGACAGUAUUUGUUGGUUACUAAUAGAAUGUGUUUGCUUGCAUGUAUGUUUUUUUAAAUAAUUACAUAUAAAUCAAUUCAAGGAAAAGGUUGCAGAGUACGGAAAUGUCAUCAAUAACUCUUGCCAAUAAGAUAAAACUACAUAUUGCUUAGGGUUAUUCAUGUCAAUUAGUCACUGGUUUUUACUGUUUCAGUUUUGUAGUAACUAGCUCCUGCUUCUAGAAAUAGCUCUCAUGGAUAGAUUUAUGAGUUGUAGUUGAGAUAUGAUAUAUAUGAUGGGUGUUUGUCUUAAAAUUUGUUUAGAUUUUGUCCUUUUUUUUCAUACUAGCUAGUUAUAAAAGAUAGUUUAACUAGACCAUUGAGUAACAAUAUUUUAUAGGUUGCUUUGGCUUGAUAUGUGCAGUAUGUAUAUGUGAAGGUGCUUUGUAUGUGUAUGCAAAAACUGAAUAACAUUCUUUGCAUGCAUUUGUGUCUUAGUCACUGUUCUUUCUGCACCACAGGGUAUAUAUUGUCCAUAAGUCUCUUCAGAAUCGUGUACAAGUGCUGCCGUAAGUGCUAUUCUUAGACUUUUCCAUAAUCCAACAGUAUUAGAAUCAGGAACAGCGUACAAACAUUGUCCUUAUUGCCCCCCUCCCUUCAUUUUAUCAUGUGCAGGAUUCUACAACCUCUGAAGUUGUAUGAAAUUUUUAUAAAAGAAAUGCAGUAAGUUAUUGUUGAAACAUUAUUUUGCCAUUUGAUAUAGAAUAUUUUUCUGUUGUAAACUACUCAGUUUUAUUUUUCUGUCAAGAGAUUUAAAGUAAACCAUAUUUUAUGAAUAUAUACGUAAUUUUGUUUGAAAUGAGCUGAAUCAUAAGCUCAGUGUUAAACCAUAUUUGUGUUAACUUUCUGAGAAUUUUCCUUUUUUUUUAUAAGAGAGAAGCACAACACCUUUCCUUUGUAUCCCUCCGUCCAUUUGUAAUGUUUUGUUUUUUCCACUCCAUUCAGAAACAUAGUACUGCAGAUAUAAUAAUCUUUUUUUCAUCAUCAACAAAAUUUAGAGCCUAAGAUUCUAAGUGCAUGCAGGCCUUUCAUGUGUCCUUUGAAAUGUACACGGUUGGCUAAAAUAAUGAAGAGGUGUUGAUACGUAUAUAAUACUUCCCCUUUAAAUUUAUGCACCUAUUGCUUUGAAUGCUAUGUGUUUUGUGGAAGCAUGUAUGUAGUACCAGUAUGGGCUACAGUAUUUAUUGGUAAAAUUUUUGCAUUCUUAAAGAAUAUUUUUGAGGUUCAUGUCGUGCACCAAAACUAGAUGUAACCUCAAUAAUCCAUGUGGGAAAUGCAUUGAAAAACAAAAUGAGCAUCUGCCUUUAGUGUUAUUGAUAGCACACAAUAUAGAUAACUUAGUUGAUGAUCUAAUCCUUGUUAUGUGUAUAUUACUGAAAGAAGAGUUUAAAUCAUUCAGGACAGCCCUCUGAGAAGUCCACUUAUUGGCUAAGUAGUCAGGUUGAAAUACAUGAUAAUAUGGCUUAUGGAGAUUGAAGAUUGUAUGAACAUUAUUCAUCCGGAGAUGUGCAUUUGUAAGUUUAGUUGGAAUUAUCCCCCUCUACAAAAAUUUUCCAUAGUCAUGUUACUAGAAGCGUCUGUAUCGCCAAAUAAACCUAUAUAGAAAGGUGAUUGUUACAUGAACUUGCCAUGUUGUAUGAUGCAUUAUUAUGCAUCAUACAGCAUGGCAGAGUGGGAUUUACGCAAUUAGCCAUACUUGUGAUUUUAGCAACAUGAGUUUUGAGAGUGUAGUAACAGGAUAAUAGAUUUUUUAUUAGAGCACUGUUCUUCUUGGAAUGUUGAUUAAUUCAAAUGGGUCUUUAAGGAGUUGUCAAGUAAGGUGUAAGCAUUUCUUCCAUAUGGGUUAACUUGGAAUCUGUAUGCUAGUGAUUUUUUUUCUAACUUUGAACUACACACCAUAUAUUAUUAAAUUGGUACUUGGAGGAAUGUCAAAUUUGGUGUAGUUGUGCCUAUAAGUAGAGUUGACUGAAAUUUUCUUGUAAAAUGUCAGUCAUGAUUAAUAAGGUUAAUCCUUUUGUUUGUUUCGUAUAUUUGGGAAUUUUUAUACAAUGGCCACAAUUGCAGUCUUGUAGUUGCUUGUACAGCAUUUUAAAUUAAUUCUCUAUAUCCAGUCUUUUUCUUGAAUUAUGAGUGAUUUAUGAAGCUCUCCAGUUUUUUACUUGAAAUCUGUAGACUCCUGUAAAAUGUAGUUGUUUGUUUUCUGAGAUGAUGUUUUGUUUGUAAUAGAAUUUCACCUGCUUUUACUGAAAAAAAUGAGCAUAUUCUAUUGUGCAGGCAUAGAGGAGUUACAGUUCUUCCUGGGAGUUGAAUAUUUAGCAGUCUUUGACUAAGUUAUCGAUAAUUUGUAAUUACAGUGUCUAACAAGCAGUAUAUUAAAUAAGAAAAUUUAUCAUUGCAUGACAGUGGAAGAAAAGUCCUUUUCUUUGAUUCAGCUUCAUUAGCCUGGCAAAUCAAAAUUAUAGCCUAAAAUGGUACUUGAGCAUAAUUUUUUUUUUUUCAUAGGCCUCUCCAUAAUAUUUUUUCUGUAAGGGAACAGUUUCUUGCAUCUUUUCCAUUUGUUUUCUUAAUGUAUUUACAAAACUAUUAACUGCAAUGUGUUACACUUGAGCAUAAAUUGAUAUGAACUACUGAAAAGUUUGGUUUAUCAGGCAGACUAUCUGGUCUGUUCAAAUAUUUUGUUGCUGUAUAUAAUAAAUCAGUUGCUAAACAAGUUUUCAUGAACUGCAGUAAUAUUUUCCAUAUUCAGAAAUAAAUUUUUGGGGGGGAGUUUUGUUUGGUUAAAAUUAAGUAUUAGUACAUGAAUGGUGUUGGGGUUUUAUUUGUAAUUGAUGAAGUAAAUGCCACUGUACAUGCUACAGUUCCACAUAGCAUGUUUCAUUGCAAUAAAGAUUGCCUGAUUGGAAAUAUCAUAAGUAUCUUGAAGCAUUGUUUGUCUGUCUUGUGAAUUUAACAAAAUUAUGUAUAUUAGAAAUUGAAAGAUCUACUACUUUUCUCUUUUAAUGUGAAAUCAGAACCAAGUCAUUUUUGUAGAUACAGGAAUUACAAUGUAAAAUAUAUUGCUGAUUAUGGAAAGUCUUGGUCAACAAAAAUGCUGAGAUUUAUAUUUUGGAGCAUAGGUGAUAUCCAUGAGUAAACUUGGAUGUAAGCGGUAAAGCUGCAAGGUAUGUUUAUUUUAAGGUUAUAUUUAUAGGGACUAUUUAAUGAAGUAGAACUUCUAGAAAUGUCUAACAUGGAUCAGUUUUUCCUUUUGAAUACCAUUCGCAUUAAAUAAAGGGGAGCAAUGUUGAGUAUAAUAAAUGCAACAUUUGUUAGUGAAGGUCUUUAUGUAAUAUCUAUUUUAUUUUUUAAGGUUGUAUAACUUAGCUAACUAUAAUACACUGUACUGUAUAUUAUUCAGUAGUUUGUGAAUAUAUGUUUGUUUCAUAGCCAGAACUGGAUUUGAUUGCUUGCAUGAAUCUUUGAAGUUCUUGUAAAGAUAAUAAUCGAUAAGAGUUUUAUUUAAUGUAUGUACAGUUCUUAAAAUAAUUUUCAUAUUUGAAGGCUAUCAUUGGACUCAGUAAUUUUUACCCCCAUAACAUUUCCUCAGUAUGUUGUAGCAAAAUUAAAGGCACAAUAAAUAUUGGUCCCAAAAACUACAUGUUAUCCAUUAUCGAUAUCUGAUGUUUUUACCACUUUCACAUAAUUUUAUUUGAGUUUUGCUAUAUUUUCCCCACUCUUUAGUAAUGACAGUUAACAUUUGGGUACUAUAGAUAAAAUUAUACUUUUAUCUUUAAGUUACAAUUAAAUCUCCUUUCUUUAUCCUUUCUGUGUAGACUAUUAGUGAUCUAAGUGUGCUGACCAUUGGAUUUUACAAUUUUCACCCCUGCCAUUUCUCCUUUUUAGUAAGUUUUAGACACCAGUGAUUGGGUGCCAUGUAAAUAGUGUAGGUUUAUUUUCAGAAUAAUGAUCUGUGAUUCAGAAUACGGUUCCUCAAAAUUGGAAGGUUGCAUAUUUAAAAUAUAUCUUGAAGCUGUGUACUGAUCUUUAUAUGCAGUGCAGUAGUUCCAUUCUUUCAUGCUACCUUCUUGUGAUGUCAUUUCUUUAUUCUUUGAAUUGCUGUGUAAUAGUAGAGUAAUCAUAGAUAACACUGACAAGUAUUUUAGGUUACUUUAAAGGUGUACUUCAGAUGAUAUACAAUGUUUUUAUUCUCUCUCUAUUUUUGUGUAUUUGUGUAAUUUCUUUUGAGAUCUGAUUUAGCGAGAUGUGGGUGGAGAGAAUUAAUCUCCCAUUCAUUUCUUCUCCCACAUUCUUCACAUGGCUGUGCUGAAAAGCAAAGAGGAAAUUCAGGGAUGCUAACAUGAAUUGCUGUUUGCUGAAAGAUGUUUGUCAGGUAUUUUUUUGUUAUUUUUAAGAAUAUAUAUUUUUCUUAAUUCAGAAUUGGUGAAAUUUGUUUAUUUAAUUUCAUAUAUAUUUUUUUUAUGAGGCAUAGGUUGAGGUUACAUGGCAGAUUUCUUAACCAAAUUUUUGCUUGAAAUCUUUUAUUUGUCAACACAGGCAAGGUCUAGUGAUAAUUCCCCUGGUUGUAUAACUUUUCAACAUAGGUUGUGUUUAAGGGAAGGAAGGGUGUAGAAUGCCUGCCUGACAUUGGAAGUGUCCUUCAGCAGGAGAUCUUUCUUGUGUAACCUGAUCCUCAUUUGUUUUUUUAAUGAACUAAAAUUUCACAAAGUGGUUUGGGGUCAGUUUGUGACUUACAACUGAACAUUUGAUGAGGUAAGAUGUUUUGUAGUUAUGGUCUUUAGUAAUGUGUAAUUUUCUCUUUGAGAGACUUAAGGGAUUUAGAUUCUAUGAAUAUCUCUUUGCAGGUCAAUUGAAGAGAAUGCCUUGUAACAUAGACCUGAUUGAUUCUAAUGGGCAUAGGUAUUUAAGGUAAAAGUUUAAUUUAAUCUCAAAAGUUUGAGUCAUAUGCAACUAACUACACACUUGAUAUGAAUUUUAAGAUGAGUACCAAAUAGUAAUAUCUUGUGCUUUGCAUUGUAUAUUGGAUCCCCACAAUAUGUUUGUUUUUGAUUAAAAGUUUAUUUGACAAUAUAUUUAAAAUCAA
This is a messenger RNA of Macrobrachium nipponense, 22604 nucleotides long. RefSeq names its product GTPase-activating protein and VPS9 domain-containing protein 1-like (gene Gapvd1). Gene Ontology annotation, molecular function: guanyl-nucleotide exchange factor activity; small GTPase binding. Gene Ontology annotation, biological process: regulation of GTPase activity; vesicle-mediated transport. The transcript has 21 exons. The coding region runs from base 86 to 4816 and encodes 1576 amino acids. The record is from RefSeq and is a predicted model, not a curated record. NCBI's taxonomy places the organism in Eukaryota, Metazoa, Arthropoda, Malacostraca, Decapoda, Palaemonidae. Gene Ontology annotation, cellular component: endocytic vesicle; cytosol.